UAGAAAAACCUUUCAGAACAACGCAACACUGUUAAAAUAUUAGAUGCCAAAAUUUUAGUAGAGAGACUCCCAAGAGUCUCUUCACAAAUAACCAUGCGUUUAAUAAGGAUUUUAAUACUUGUCUUUUUGGUAGUUUUGUUCGAUCGAAGCUCUGCCAUAAACUUUGAUAAUGCCGGCAUAGUUCUUAGGGAAAUAAACAAGAGAAGAGAUCGUCAUGGAGUUCCAAACUUGGCCUUGGACAACGUGCUCAGCAAAGGAUGCCAAAGUUAUGCUUGGAAAAUGUCCAAGUUGACGAAUUUUACCCCUUCGGAUCCCACCAACAAGGAUUACACAGAAAGCAUCUGCAAAUUCAAAAUGGAGAGGGGAGCACUAUCAAGGUGUGUCAAGGACUUGUAUAAAGGAAGAAAAUUCGAUUUUUUAGACCCCAGGGCUAAAGAUUUCACUGCCAUGAUCUGGAGGUCUUCAGUUUCCUUGGGUUAUGGCGACGCUAACAUAAAUGCUCAACAAGGGAUUUUCGUGGUCAGAUAUACUCCACCUGGGAAUGUGAAAGGAUUAUACACGGACAAUGUUCCUCCCAAGAAGAAGAAGAAGGGGAAAAGGAGAAAGGAAAAGCCAAAACCACAACAAACAUAUUUCAGAGACUGUGGCAGUCGACUAGAUAACCGAUAUGCCAUAUUGUUGUCGUUUCUUUCCUUGGUGUAUACUAUUUGGCAAAAUUAGACUGCAUAAUCGAUAUGCCAUAUUGUUGUCGAUUCUUUCCUUGGUGUAUACUAUUUGGCAAAAUAAUGUCUACUAUGUGGCGAACAAGCUAAUCAGUCUUAUUAAUAGAACCGAACCUAUCCCUCCUUGCCAAUGAAAAUUAUCUGCGUAAGUAAAAUAUCAGUAGGCUGGACGAUGAAUGUGUAUUCUAUCGGCUCAGAUUGGUCAUAUCAUAUGAUAUGUGCAUGAAGGUAUUUACUUUCAAGUAGAACCCACAAUAUGUGUCAUCAAGUCCAAGUAAAUUUCCAAUAAAAUAUGAAACUUUAA
Molecule: messenger RNA, 1026 nt
Organism: Drosophila erecta
Lineage: Eukaryota; Metazoa; Arthropoda; Insecta; Diptera; Drosophilidae
Product: Golgi-associated plant pathogenesis-related protein 1
Exons: 5
Coding region: 94-720 (208 amino acids)
Source: RefSeq, a predicted model, not a curated record